Messenger RNA from Annulohypoxylon truncatum, 1325 nucleotides. RefSeq lists its product as uncharacterized. Bases 259 to 1284 code for a protein of 341 amino acids. NCBI's taxonomy places the organism in Eukaryota, Fungi, Ascomycota, Sordariomycetes, Xylariales, Hypoxylaceae. Gene Ontology annotation, cellular component: fungal-type vacuole membrane. The transcript is spliced from 3 exons. The record is from RefSeq and is a predicted model, not a curated record.
UGUGCCGCUACCACCCUAACACAUAGGACCUUUCCAAGAUCAUGGGUUCGCAAUGGUUGGUUGCGUACACGCCCCUUGCGAGACGCGGCUUGCCCUUAAAACAUGUGAUGAUCCCUUUCAAACUGUUAUUAUACAACAGCUGCCCUUCUUUUUAUUAAUUCCGCGACAAUUGACUCCUAGUCUGCAACUAUCGCCAUCCCCUGAAUGAGAAGAGUGCGCUUUUAGAUUCGAAGAAAAAGAAAAAGGGAGACUAGAAAGAUGGCGGAGGCAACAAACGAGGGAGGCGCGAGUAUUGGGAAUGGCGGAAACGGCAAAAGUACUAGCAAGAGCUCAAGGGGCCAUUGCAAAAGGUUAUGGUGGCUUUACGUGUUGAUAAUACUCGUCAUUGCGGUAGUUGUCGUUGUGCCUUGCGUGAUACUCGUGGUCGUCCCGAGGAUGGCUCAAAAUAAGCUCGACGAGGCCAGGUUGACUAUCGAUGGCAUCAGCGUUACCAAAGUCCAGACCAACUCUCUCAAUAUGGCCAUCAACUCGACAAUCACCACAGACGGAUCGACUCAUGCCACCAUAGAUGGAUUCGAAGGGACCAUGUAUCUAGCAGACGCCAACCCUCCCCUUGCGUUCGCAAAGAUCAACUUUCCAGAGACGACGUCGGACGCCCACCAGACGGUUGAUAUUAGCCAGGAAAUCCCGAUCUCGGACCAGAACGCUUUUACGACGUUCAAUGAGCAACUCAUCCAGCGCGAAUCUGUCAAUGUGUUGGUAAAAGGGGACACACAUGUCCACGUCCGUGGAAUAUCCCGCGCCUAUAGUGUAACCUUUAGCAAGACGGUCUCGCUUAAGGGGCUUGACGACUUUAAGGACCUCAGUGUCACGAACCCGCAUGUGAGCCUCGCACAGGCUGACAACUUCAACGCUACUGCCCAUAUCCCCAACCCAUCUUCGUUGACGCUAGACGUCGGCAAUACUACUUUCCACACAUACUUGAAUGGCAGCGAAAUCGGGACGUCGUACAUAUUAAAUAUGGUCCUACACCCAGGGACGAAUGACUUUUUCAUCUGGGCUGAUAUCAACAAUACAGCUGUCCUUAACGCACUAACAAAACGACCCACGUGCGAGCGCAACGGCACCCUUACGUUCGAACUGUCUGGGAAGAAUGUGACGAAUCUUGGUCAGCCCAUACCGUACUUCGCCAAUUCAUUGGCUGCUAGUAACAUGAGCGUUGAUAUCCCCAUCGGUCAAGCGAUCAAGAGUGAUAUUGGUAUCUCGGUUGGAUGUAUGGAUUAAUAUGGAUUCUGAUGUCGCCUACUUUGGGAAUGUUAGCAGGU